AUGCGCCUGCUGGAACGCGACGACACAGGCGGGAUCCGCCUAACAGAGGAUCUUAUCGACAAAAUUCCGCCGUACGCGAUACUUUCGCACACAUGGGGUAACGAAGAGGUCCUCUUCAGCGACUUGAUGAACGGUACAGGGAAGAACAAGGCUGGCUAUGCUAAGAUUCAGUUUUGCGGAGAUCAGGCUUCUCGAGAUGGGUUGAAGUUCUUUUGGGUCGACACAUGCUGCAUCGACAAGUCAAGCAGUGCCGAGCUACAGGAGGCGAUCAACUCUAUGUUUCGGUGGUACCGUAAUGCGGCUAAAUGCUACGCCUAUUUGGUGGACGUCUCGACCCCUGUUCUUGGCAUUGACGAUAACUCCGUCUGGGAAGCGACUUUUCGAGCGAGUAGGUGGUUCACCCGCGGGUGGACUCUCCAAGAGCUCAUUGCUCCGGGAUCAGUCGAAUUCUUCUCCAAAGAGGAAUUGCGUCUUGGAGACAAGAGGUCUCUGGAGCAAGUUAUUCAUAACAUGACGGGGAUUCCUUUCGAGGCCCUCCGAUGCGGCCGUCUGUCUGAUUUCAGUGUCCAUAACCGAAUGGCAUGGAUUGAGAAACGCAAUACAACACGCGAAGAAGAUAGGGCAUACUCGCUUUUCGGCAUCUUCGACGUCCAGCUGCCACUUCUGUACGGCGAAGGAGAAGAUAAAGCAUUUCGACGGCUGCGAGAGGAGAUUAUUAAAGUUUCAAGGAGUGAACCAACGUUGGAUGAGGCCGACACCCGCUGUCUGGCCGACUUACGUGUCACCGACCCCCGCCACGACAAGGGGCGUAUCGAAACCGCAAAGGGUGGACUCCUGAAAGACGCGUACCGCUGGGUUCUCAGCAACGUCGAAUUCCAACAAUGGCGCGACGGCGAAGAAAGCCGGCUCCUCUGGAUAAAAGGUGACCCCGGUAAGGGCAAGACUAUGUUGCUCUGCGGCAUUAUAGACGAACUAAAGAUGUCUACCCCAUCCUGCCUUCUGUCAUUCUUCUUCUGCCAGGCUACCGACUUACGUAUCAACAACGCCACCUCCGUCCUUCGCGGCUUAAUCUACCUCCUUGUCAGCGAACAACCAGCCCUCAUCUCACAUGUACGGGAACAGUAUAAUGUCGCUGGAAAAAGAGCAUUUGAGGACACGAACGCGUGGGUUGUCUUGCGAGAGAUCUUCACCGCUAUCCUGCAAGAUCCGGGAUUAAGGACGACUUAUUUGAUCAUCGACGCGCUUGACGAGUGCGUCACUGACCUGCUGCGACUUCUCGACCUGGUCGCCCAAAUGUCAUGUGUAUCUCCUCGUGUCAAGUGGAUAGUCUCAAGUCGCAACUGGCCGCAGAUUGAGGAACAUUUGGCGAUGGCGGCGCAGAAUGCCAAGCUAAGCCUCGAGCUUAAUGCCGAAUCCGCCGCCAAUGCCGUCAACACAUACAUCCGCCACAAAGUUCUCGAUUUAUCUCGCCGGAAACAGUACGAUAGCACAAUGAAGAAGGCUGUGCAGGCCUAUCUCUCUUCUCAUGCAAACGGCACAUUUCUCUGGGUGGCCUUGGUCUGUCAGGCGCUCGAGGACCCGGAUGUUCAGAAUUGGAACACCCUCGAGAUGCUGCACACAUUCCCAACUGGACUGGAUGAUCUAUAUACACGGAUGGUGAAUAGAAUUAAAGGAUCCAGAAAUGAAUUUAUCUGCAAGCAUAUUCUUGCCGCCGUCGCAAUCGCUCACCGACCCAUCAGCAUCCAGGAGCUAACCACUCUCGUCAAGCUGCCGGAUAGUAUUUCAACACAUCAAAAUAAUUUCGAAAAGAUUAUUAAAAUCUGCGGUUCGUUCUUGAUCUUACGAGAACAAACUAUUUACUUCGUCCACCAAUCUGCCAAGGACUUUCUACUUGGCGAUGCUACGCACCAAGCUUCUAGAGAUGCUUUCAACUGGGCCUUCCCUCUGGGGGUGGAAGAUGUAAACCAUAUCAUCUUCUCAAGAUCGCUCAGCGCGAUGUCUGCGGUUUUGCAGCGCGACAUGUACGGUUUGAAGACACCGGGAUUCAUCGACGAGGUUCAAACGCCAUCUUCGGACCCACUCGCCACAGUACGGUACUCAUGCGUCUUCUGGGUUAACCAUCUCCGCGACUCGAUUUCCGGUAAAGACGUGCUACAAUGCCACACACUGGAUGCGAUCCAAACCUUCCUUGAGCAGAAGUACCUUUACUGGCUCGAAGCUCUUAGCUUACUCCAAGCUAUGUCAGAGGGUGUCAUUGCCAUAAUACAGCUUAAGCUCCUACUCCUAACGGCUUUCGUUCGAGAUGCACAUCGGUUCGCUCUCUCCAACAGAUGGAUAAUCGAGCAAGCUCCUCUCCAAGCGUACAUAUCAGCCCUCAUAUUUGCACCAGCUUCCAGUCUAGUGAAAAAGAAAUUUAAGGCGGAAGAACCUAGCUGGAUCAGUACGAAGCCAAUAGUAGAAGCGGACUGGGAUGCAUGCCUGCAAACGCUAGAAGGCCACAGAUCCUUAGUUGAGUCAGUUGCCUUCUCACCAGAUGGCCAGCAGCUCGCAUCGGGUUCAGCCGACAAAACCAUCAAGAUCUGGGAUCCCAUCAAGAUCUGGGAUCCCGCCUCAGGGCAAUGCCUGCAAACGCUAGAAGGCCACAGAUCCUUAGUUGAGUCAGUUGCCUUCUCACCAGAUGGCCAGCAGCUCGCAUCGGGUUCAGCCGACAAUACCAUCAAGAUCUGGGAUCCCAUCAAGAUCUGGGAUCCCGCCUCAGGGCAAUGCCUGCAAACGCUAGAAGGCCACAGCGACUGGGUUGUUUCAGUUGCCUUCUCACCAGAUGGCCAGCAGCUCGCAUCGGGUUCAGGCGACAAUACCAUCAAGAUCUGGGAUCCCGCCUCAGGGCAAUGCCUGCAAACGCUAGAAGGCCACAGCGACUGGGUUGUUUCAGUUGCCUUCUCACCAGAUGGCCAGCAGCUCGCAUCGGGUUCACGCGACAAAACCAUCAAGAUCUGGGAUCCCGCCUCAGGGCAAUGCCUGCAAACGCUAGAAGGCCACAGCCACUGGGUUGUUUCAGUUGCCUUCUCACCAGAUGGUCAGCAGCUCGCAUCGGGUUCACGCGACAAAACCAUCAAGAUCUGGGAUCCCGCCUUAGGGCAAUGCCUGCAAACGCUAGAAGGCCACAGCGACUGGGUUGUUUCAGUUGCCUUCUCACCAGAUGGCCAGCAGCUCGCAUCGGGUUCCGCCGACAAUACCAUCAAGAUCUGGGAUCCCGCCUCAGGGCAAUGCCUGCAAACGCUAGAAGGCCGCAGCGACUCAGUUCAGUCAGCUUCCCUCUGGCCGGAU
Molecule: messenger RNA, 3327 nt
Organism: Lasiosphaeria miniovina
Lineage: Eukaryota; Fungi; Ascomycota; Sordariomycetes; Sordariales; Lasiosphaeriaceae
Exons: 2
Cellular component (GO): nucleus
Molecular function (GO): protein binding
Source: RefSeq, a predicted model, not a curated record